AAUUUCAGUUCGCUGAUCAGCGUGGUCAAAUCUUAUAGUCUAGAUCAGACAGCAGGAAUUGAAGAGAGGAGUCACUUGCCCACAUGAUGCCGCCAUUUGAGAAACCACAGCACCCCAAGACCUUCAAGCAGAGAAAAAGCUUUGCCACGAGAAAACAGGAGGUCGCGGGGAUCCGAACGAAGUUUCCAACUAAAAUCCCGGUUAUCAUUGAGCGGUAUCAACGGGAGAAGUACUUGCCGCCUCUUGAUAAAACGAAAUUCCUGGUCCCACAAGAACUUUCCAUGACUCAGUUUGUUACCGUUAUAAGAAAUCGUAUGUCUCUGAUGCAGAGUCAAGCGUUCUACCUGCUCAUCAAUAAUAGUGGCCUGGCCAGCAUGUCUCUUACCAUGGCGCAAGUCUACAAGGACCACAAAGAUGACGAUGGAUUUCUCUACAUGACAUACGCUUCUCAAGAAAUGUUUGGUAGUUGUGUUGAAAUCCAUGAAGAGUCAGUGCCAAUUGCUGGGAAUGUUUGAGAAGAUCUAAAUUGCAGGAUUGGAUAAUGUGCGGCCUCAGCUUUUGGCAGGCCCAAUAACUGAACUUCGUGUAUAGAUAUGAAAUGCAAUUUAUAUAUAUAUUUAAAAUUACGCUGGAAAUGUUUUUGUAUUGUUUUUAAGGUAAUAAAUGUUUCAAACUUUA
Molecule: messenger RNA, 678 nt
Organism: Oncorhynchus tshawytscha (Chinook salmon)
Lineage: Eukaryota; Metazoa; Chordata; Actinopteri; Salmoniformes; Salmonidae
Gene: map1lc3c
Product: microtubule-associated protein 1 light chain 3 gamma
Exons: 4
Coding region: 84-515 (143 amino acids)
Biological process (GO): macroautophagy; cellular response to nitrogen starvation; autophagosome assembly
Cellular component (GO): cytosol; autophagosome; autophagosome membrane
Molecular function (GO): ubiquitin protein ligase binding
Source: RefSeq, a predicted model, not a curated record